AAGUUUGGUAUUUUAGAGAAAUUAAAUGCUGGGGAAGUGCUUGUUGGAGAUGGUGGAAUGACACAUGCUUUAGAGAAGCGUGGAUAUGUGAAAGCAGGGCCUUAUACUCCAGAGUGUACAGUGGAAUAUCCAGAGGCAGGUUGUAGUCUUCUUUUGUUGCACCUGUUGCUAUGGGGCCUAAUUACAACCUCACUUUUGUGAACACCUGUAAUUGAGAAUAUUUGAAUUCAUAUUUAAGUGGGUGCUUGAUUUUUCAAACAUAUUAAUGGAGUAGUUUCUUUGUAAUAGCAAAGUUAUCCUAGAGAUCACCAGCUUCCAAUCUAUUGACCUUCACCUAUAUACGCUGUAUAUCUAAAUAGAUUUUAUUUCAUAUCAUGUCAUAUGUAAUUUCUUUUCCGUUCUUGCUAUACAGUGCUUAGAAAGGUAAGGUUGUUCAACUUGUUCCCUAGCAUGUGAUUUAGUUGUGUAAGAGCAAUCACACCAUCACAGUGCUCAGCUUAUGGAUUUAGAACCCUUUUGAAUUAAAUUUUUUUAUUUAUGCCAAAAGUGAGAGGAUAUUUCAGGCUAAUUUUGAUUUUUUGGUUUUGUGGUCAUCCUACAAAGUGGAAAAAAAAGGGUUGCAAAGAAACAAAAGAUUGUAAGGGUGGUUGUUUCUGAAUUUAGUUAGAUUCAUGAAUGAAUAAAAACUUGCCCUAAAAAAGUAUUGCAAGAGGUAAAUGGAAUUGAUUGUCAACAGUUAGACAACUUCAUCGGGAGUUUGUGCGAGCAGGAGCUGAUGUUAUUCAGGCCUUUACCUUCUCAAUGGAUGAUGAUAUGGGCAGCUCUGAAGCUAAACAUGGGGUUCGUAGAUUGUUAUUAAAUAUUUAUCAAUUUGCAUUCAUAUGAAUAUAUGAAGCCCUUUCUUGAAACAGUUGGUUUUAAGAGGUCAAUAAUAUUUUUUUUUUUGUCAGAUUUUCCUGUUACAGUUUGGUUGUUGUUAAAAUGAAAUGUCAAAACAUGUUAAAAUCCCUAAAAUUAUAUCUUGGUAAAGCAAACCCUAGGGUACAAUAACAAAUGUCUUGUAAGGGCCUAGACCUAACAGCGUAUGUUUGUGAUGAAUUUGAUUGGUUUGCAAAGUCACUUGACUUAUCAUUACAUUUUUAAUGUUCUCUAUAAUUUUCUUAGGGCAUGGCUGUUCUUGUACCUUGAAAUAUCCAUUGAUUCAUAUAGCAUACAGAAUAAAGGCAUGAAAAUUGCUUAAAAUUUCCUUUUAAGUUAGAUUAUAAUAUGUUGAUAUCCCCCUGUGAAUUGUACCUCAAACAAAACAUUUGAGAACUUUAUAGUUAACCCAAAGCUAAAAAAAGCUAAUUCAGGUAGUCUUCAGUCAUGGGUAUUUUGGUAAGGACUGCAGGUGCACCAAACUUCUAUGGCUGAGGGAUGAGCCUAAUAGGUAAAGAUCACCUUGAUAUAUAGAAACAACAUGAAUUGAUGUGUUGUGCAAUUUGGUUUUAUUCUGUUUGUGUGUUUUUUGUUCAUUUUCUUGUUUGAAUAUCCAGUGGGGGAGUUUGAGGAAAUGGUUACUUUCUUGUCUCCUUGUCUGAUAGAACAAUCAUACUUUGCCAGCAUAGAAAUAGUUCAGCCAAUUUGCUGAAUCCUAAGAAAAAUCUUACAUUUUGUAUAUGAAAUUAAUUUAAUUGUACAACAGAAGGCAUGAAAAAAUGAGUAUACACCCUGCAGUGAAGUAGAGUCCAGUUCUUGAAGGAGUAUAGAUUCUCCUGGUUGCUUUAUAGUUCUGAAAUCAGGAUAUCAAAAUAAAAGCUCUUGGCUUAUGGGUAACUGGCUUGUAACAACCCGUUGAUAAGCACCACCACCAAAGAUGCACCACCCCAAAACAAGUUCAAUUCCAAAAAGCACCUCCCCAAAUAUGUACCUCCCAAGAUAAAGCCCCAUCCCCAAAAAUAGUUUUGGGGAUGGGGAGGUGGUAUUAAUUUGGUAAUCGUGGACUUUGGAGGUAAUGUUAAUUUUGUAAUCUGGGCGAUUGAUAGCGGUAUUCUGAGAGCAGAGUAUAGUGCCUAAAAUAGAGAGUGAUCAAAGCUAACAUGCUUUUUUAAGUUGACAAGAAACCAUAACAUACUUUGCUACUGAGGAAUUUUUAAAAAUUAAUGUUAAUUCAUAGUAAUUUUAAGAAUAAUGAUAACUAAUAAUUUAAAGGAUACACGUUCAGUUUUUAUAUACUUGGAAUCUUUCUUAGGCCAUAAAAAUAAACCAGGCAGCAUGUGACCUUGCCAAAAGUGUCGCUCAGGAGGGAGGAGUAUUUUUCGCUGGAUCCGUCUGUCAGACAGCUUCUCUGUAUUCACAAGGUGCUGGAAAAGAAAUUGUAACGAAGAAGUUUAGGGAGCAAAUUCAGAUAUUCAUUCAGAACGAUGUUGAUCUAAUUAUAGCUGAGGUAAUUUUAUUUUGAAAUGUACUUGUUUGAGUUAAUUUUUACUGAAAUCUGCAUAAUGAAGCUGAACACUAUGGUUAUUCGUUGUUAAUGUUAGCGUUUUUACAGCAGAUUUCUAUAGCUUGUUACUACAGCGCCUGGUCAAAUUUAAGUUAAUCAGUUUGACUGAAUGAAGACACGGGACGUUUUUCGCAGAAGGAAGGGCACCUUUCACUGGGGAGUAAAAUACUAUCGCACUUUUCCCGUUAUACCCCCUUCCUUCUAAUGUUACGAUAAGGUUAUGUAAUCUCGGAAAAGUCCCUUUUGCUCUUAUUAGAUAUUUUACCGAGAUACUUGCAACCCAUUUUAUGAUACUCACACCAAAGAAAAUAAUGUCAGAAUUGAACCCUUGAAAUGUACUGCAUCCUUAGAAACUCGUGUCUCAUGGGUGUUUAUUGGUCGAAUGUUUCUCCGACAGUUCUUUGCGAACGUAGAAGAGGCUGAGUGGGCAGUAGAAGUAAUGAAGUCCACAGGGAAACCAACAGCAGUAACCUUAUGCAUUGGACCUGAUGGCGACAGUUGUGAUGUUCCUCCGGGAGAAUGUGCUGUUAGACUCGCGAGGGCAGGUACAGAGAGCCAACUAUAA
Molecule: messenger RNA, 3047 nt
Organism: Pocillopora meandrina
Lineage: Eukaryota; Metazoa; Cnidaria; Anthozoa; Scleractinia; Pocilloporidae
Source: the annotation of a GenBank genome assembly